Messenger RNA from Capronia coronata CBS 617.96, 1644 nucleotides. RefSeq names its product glycylpeptide N-tetradecanoyltransferase. The record is from RefSeq and is a predicted model, not a curated record. Gene Ontology annotation, cellular component: cytoplasm. The transcript is spliced from 2 exons. The coding region runs from base 1 to 1644 and encodes 547 amino acids. Lineage: Eukaryota; Fungi; Ascomycota; Eurotiomycetes; Chaetothyriales; Herpotrichiellaceae. Gene Ontology annotation, biological process: N-terminal peptidyl-glycine N-myristoylation. Gene Ontology annotation, molecular function: glycylpeptide N-tetradecanoyltransferase activity.
AUGUCGGAAUCUCAUCCUGUCGGCGCACCACUCGAGGCGCACCUAGAGUCGGAGUCAGAGUCUGGCGCAGAAGAACAACCACAGGAAGUUGGAGAGGGCUCGCAAGAUGCGACAACGACUGCAACUGAGAAGACCAAGAAAAAGAAGAAGAGAUCAAAGAGGUCCAAGCUGGUCUCUGCUCUCAAAGGAGAGAAAUUGUCCGAACCCGCCGAAUCCUCCAAGUCUCCCUCCAAACUACCGGACGAAGCUGUAAAGAAGUUGCUCGAAAUGAACCCCUCACUAAAAGGCGAGUUGGCCGGCAUACCUCCUGAAAAGGCGUCUGAGAUCUUGCGGAAGAUGGAUGUUUCACAGCUGCUGAGCGGAAUCUCACUGAAUGGCAAGAACCAAAAGGACAUGGCAUCAUACAAAUUUUGGGCAACCCAACCUGUACCCAAGUUUGACGAGAAACCUGAAGACAGCAGACCAGACGGUCCUAUCAAGGAAGUCACACCAGAGAUGGUCCCGAAGACAGCGGCGCCUCUGCCUGAGGGCUACGAGUGGUGUGAGCUUGACCUGACGAACGACGAGGAGAUCAAGGAGGUUUACAAGCUGCUUUCGCAGCACUACGUGGAGGACGACCAUGCCAUGUUUCGUUUCAACUACUCGGCUGUCUUCUUGGACUGGGCUCUCAAGUCUCCUGGAUGGAAGAAGAGCUGGCAUAUCGGUGUGCGCGCUAAGGGUCCCAGCAGGCUUCUCGUGGCCUCUAUCUUCGGCAUCCCGAUCAAGCUCAGAAUACGACAAAACGUGCUAGACGUGGUGGAAAUCAACUUCUUGUGCGUCCACAAGAAGUUGAGGUCUAGGAGGCUGGCACCGGUACUCAUCAAAGAAAUCACGCGACGAUGUAACCUGGAUGGCGUAUACCAGGCAAUUUAUACCGGUGGUGUCGUGUUACCUACCCCCGUAGGAAGUUGUCGCUACUUCCAUCGCAGUCUUGACUGGUCGAAGCUCUAUGAGAUUGGCUUCUCCCCGCUUCCGCCGAACAGCACUCCGGCCAAAAUGAUUGCUCGCAACCAACUCCCUUCGAACACAAGCACACCCGGAUGGCGAGUCAUGGAAGAACGAGACAUUGAGCCCGUGUACGAUUUGCUCUCACGCUACCUCACAAGGUUUGAACUGGCCCAAGAAUUCACCAGGGACGAGGUCGAGCAUUGGUUCAUCAACAAGCACAAGCCAGAAGACCAGGUCGUAUGGUCAUUCGUGGCCGAGCAGGAUGGCAAGAUCACCGACUUUGGCAGCUUCUACUGCCUCGAGAGUAGUGUCAUUGGGGAGAUGAGCAAGAAACACGACAAGAUCCGCGCGGCAUACCUCUACUACUAUGCCAGUGAACAUGCAUUUAACCCGAAGGAAAAGGGCUUGAAGGAGAGACUGACGCAGUUGGUCCAGGAUUUGCUCAUUGAGGCAAAGAAGGCCAAGUUUGACGUCUUCAACGCCUUGACGCUGCACGACAACCCGCUGUUCCUUGAACAGCUGAAGUUCGGCGCCGGCGAUGGACAGCUGCAUCACUAUCUCUACAACUGGAGAACGAAACCUAUCAGUGGUGGAAUCAAUGCCAAAAACCAACCGGACGAAUCAAAGAGGGGUGGCAUAGGAAUUGUGCUCUUAUGA